CUUGUCUCGCACCCCUCAUUCCCGUCUUCCAGACCUUUCACCUGACUUCCUGGGACGUCCUGUGAGUUGUUUGCUCUACUUUGCUGCAGUUUCUCCAGCGUUCCUACAUCAUGGCCAACCAGGCUCCCGAUUCCUGGGAAGAUGAGCUCUCUCAGCAGACGGAAAACGUGAACUUGAACAACAACCGUCGCCCUCAACAAUUCAGCUAUCAGGGCUCGAGCUUCACCCCUGGCGCGGCUUCUUUCACGCCCGGCGCUGCAGCUUUUGUGCCCGGUCAGCAGUCGUACGGAUAUCCUCAGUACAACCAGCAACAGUACGGAUACCCCCAGCAGCAGCCCUACGGCCAGUACGGCGCUCAAUACGGAGCCUAUGCUCAGCAGCCCGGUCACAACCAAUACUACAACCAGCAGCAGUACGGUGGCUAUCAACAGCAGCAGCAGCAGCAGCAGCAGCAGCAGCCCCAGCAGACCCAGCAACAGCCCAGGCCCGCUGCCGAGUCCAAGCCCGCUGCCCCCAAGGUCCUGAGCAUCGGCGGCGAUGCUGCUCCGAAAGCUAAGGUCCUUUCGAUUGGCGGCGCCAGUGACUCCCCUAACGCUCCCAAGACCAAGGUUCUGAGCAUCGGUACCCCUACAUCUUCCGCGACUUCGGGUACGACCACCCCCGGCGAUACCAAGGGCACUGCUGCCGCCGACGCUGCCGCUAAGGUGACGGCUUCCAAGGCCAUUGAUAAGACGGAAAAGAAAGCGGAGGCCAAGGCUGCUGCUAGCGGCAAGUCUUCCCCUGCGCCCGCCUCCGGCCGCUCAAGCCCGGGAAGGGCCAGCCCGACCCGCGCCGAGAUUGCUAAGGCUGCCCGCGCCGCCGAUGUCGUCGCCCAGGAGCAAAAGGCCGAUGUCGACGAGGCCACCUUGAACGAACUUUACGGCGAGCUUGAGAAGAAGGAGCAUGUCAACGUUGUGUUCAUCGGACACGUUGAUGCGGGUAAAUCCACGCUUGGUGGUGCGAUUCUGGUAUCCACUGGCAUGGUUGAUGAGCGUACUUUGGAGAAGUACAAGAGAGAUGCCAAGGAAGCCGGUCGUGAGACUUGGUACCUUUCCUGGGCCUUGGAUCUCAACCCUGAGGAGCGCGCUGAGGGCAAGACUGUGGAAGUCGGUCGUGCUCAUUUCCAACUCAACCGCGAGGAUGGUGUUGAGAGACAUUUCUCCAUCCUGGACGCCCCUGGUCACAAGGCCUAUGUGCACCACAUGAUUGGCGGAGCCACCCAAGCCGACGUGGGUUGCUUGGUUAUCUCUGCACGUAAGGGUGAGUAUGAGACGGGUUUCGAGAAGGGUGGUCAAACGAGAGAGCACGCUCUGCUUGCGAGAAACACCGGAGUUAGAAAGCUAGUCAUUGCCGUCAACAAGAUGGAUGACCCUACCGUCGAGUGGAGCCAAGCUCGGUUCAAGGAAUGUACUGUCAAGGUUGGCAAAUACCUUAUGGGAUUGGGAUAUAAGAGUGAAGACUUGACAUUCAUGCCGAUCAGCGCGCAGACAUUGGUUAACCUUAAGGAUCGGGUGCCGAAAGAAGUGUGCCCUUGGUACGAUGGACCAUCGUUGCUGGAAUACCUCAGCAAGAUGGAACUGCCCCCUAGAAAGCUGAACGCACCUUUCAUGAUGGCUCUCAGCGCGAAGUACCGCGAUAUGGGAACUAUGGUUGAAGGCAAGAUCGAUAGCGGAAUCGUUAAGAAGCAGCAAAACCUCAUUGUUAUGCCAAGCAAGACCAAGGUUGAGGUUGCCGCUUUGUACGGAGAAACCGAAGACGAAAUUGCGACUGGAAGCUGCGGUGACCAAGUAAGAAUGCGCCUUCGGGGUGUCGAAGAAGAGGAUCUUCUUCCUGGCUUCGUUCUAUGCUCCCCUAGACGUCUGGUUCACUGUGUCUCUGCCUUCGAAGCCAAGAUUAAGAUCCUGGAAAUGAAGAGCAUCCUCUCUGCCGGUUUCAACUGUGUUAUGCACGUGCACUCGGCUGUGGAGGAAGUUACUGUUGCUGCGCUUUUGCACAAGCUUGAGCCUGGUACCGGCCGCAGAUCGAAGCGCCCCCCUCCUUUCGCCAACAAGGGAAUGACCGUUAUUGCACGGAUCGAAGUCACCAGCACUGCCGGUCAAGUUUGUGUUGAGCCCUUCUCGUACUCCGAGCAGAUGGGUAGAUUCACUUUGCGUGAUCAGGGACAAACCAUUGCUAUUGGUAUGAUCACCAAGCUCAUCGAGAAUGACGAGGUUGUUGCCGAGUAAAUGCGCGAACACAUGGUCUUUUGGCAUUUCCUAUCUCCCAAUCUAUUUUUCCGCGGCCAACAGCGAUGAUCCAUCGGGUUGGUUAGAAUAUCGGGUGGCAUGGGUGGGAACUGGCUCGACAACGACAAAUCUAUAACGUUGGCUGAUGAUGAUGAAUGUUAUUUUUCCUUUUCGUGAUCCCUAUUUCAUUAUUUGCUGCCUGCUCGAUAUAAAAGCGACUACAAGAAUUGCCCGCGACCCAGUAUCGCAAUACAUACAUCAGACUAAAAGGGUCUUGUGAAGUAACCAUGGCAGUGUAUUUAUCUAUCUAUAUCAAGG
Molecule: messenger RNA, 2582 nt
Organism: Aspergillus homomorphus CBS 101889
Lineage: Eukaryota; Fungi; Ascomycota; Eurotiomycetes; Eurotiales; Aspergillaceae
Product: translation termination factor GTPase eRF3
Exons: 12
Coding region: 111-2264 (717 amino acids)
Biological process (GO): translation; nuclear-transcribed mRNA catabolic process, deadenylation-dependent decay; translational termination
Cellular component (GO): translation release factor complex
Molecular function (GO): translation release factor activity; GTPase activity; GTP binding
Source: RefSeq, a predicted model, not a curated record